Molecule: messenger RNA, 1089 nt
Organism: Brassica rapa (field mustard)
Lineage: Eukaryota; Viridiplantae; Streptophyta; Magnoliopsida; Brassicales; Brassicaceae
Product: MADS-box transcription factor PHERES 1-like
Biological process (GO): regulation of transcription by RNA polymerase II
Molecular function (GO): DNA-binding transcription factor activity, RNA polymerase II-specific; RNA polymerase II cis-regulatory region sequence-specific DNA binding; protein dimerization activity
Source: RefSeq, a predicted model, not a curated record
AUGACUAAUAGCACUGCAAGGAACCAAACUUUCAGGAAGAGGAAGAAAGGUUUACUUAAAAAAGCCAACGAGCUGUCGACUCUCUGCGGUGUCAAAGUUUGUGUGGUUAUCAACAGCUGCGACAACACGGAGACGGAGUUUUGGCCGUCAAGGGAAGACGCUGAAGCAGUGCACUCGGCGUUUAUGGGUGUUCUGCCGGAGGAACGGUGCAAGAAGAUGUACGACCAAGAGAGGCAUCUGGAGGAGAGGAUCCAGAAGGGACAAGCGAAAGCGAUGAGGCUACAAGCGGAGAAUCGAGAGAUUGAGCUUAGAGAGGUUAUGUUCGAUCUUUUCAAGGGGGAGACGCUAAAGCCGCAUCACUAUGAUGAUCCAUGUUUUAUUGGAGAACUAAAUCAUUUUAUUGGUGAUUAUGUCAAAAAUCUAAGUCACAGGAUCGAGUUCCUCGAGGCGAAUGGUGAGCCAGUUCCUCCUAAUGUCGCUGCUACAGAUGCGUCUGGUCCUUUUGUUGUCGGAACUGAGGGUUUGGUAAGUAACCCUACUGAAGCUUAUGAUCAUAUGCGUCAAUUUGAUGGUAUGGAUAUGAGUGUGAAGGAGGAAGCUCCUGGAGGUUUUAAUGAUCAUGUUCAUCAUCAGAAUAUGAAUCAUCAAGAACCAUUUCAAUACCAAACUUCUACUAACUCUUAUGAUCAGACUCAGCCUAUGUUUUAUGGUUCGAGCCAGGAUAUGAAUAUGAAUCUUGAAGAACCAUUUCAAUACCAAACUCCUGCUAACUUUGAUGAUCAGACUCAGCCUAUGUUCUAUGGUUCGAGCCAGGAUAUGUAUACAGGUUUGAAUCAUGAUCAGGGACAGAGUUCGAAUCAGUAUCCAAAUUCAAACCAAUCGUUCGUGGGUCUUUUGAUGGGACAACCUCAGCAGAUGAGUGAUGGUCAAGAUCCUGCAAUCGUUGCUUCGAUGGAUGACAAAAAUAAUGGCUAUCACCAACUACUAAUCACCAGUCAGAUGCCUCUCACCACCACCGCUGCCGCCGCUGCUGAUCUUUCUGGUCAUAGGAUCAACAAUGGUUGGCUAACAAGGUUUGGUUUGGAUUGA